CCUCAGCUUGUUAAUAUAUUCACAGCUGAAGAAAAACGAAACUGAUCACGUUACUCAACUCGCAUACUCUCAACAAUGUUUUGACGUGUUUUUUUAUACUUCUAAUCUGUUCUAUCUGUUUGUGUAAUGCAGUCUAAGUGACAUUUAAGAAAAAUCGCAAUUUAUUACGGACGGAUGGGAUGAAGGUAGGAAUUUUACUUUAUUUUUUACAUUCGUAUCUAUGAGCACAUUAACUCGCGCUAACGUUACCUGAAAUUCAACCUGGAAAUAAAGCACUAUUACAAUGCCCAUUGUGUCGUGUUACCUCUGGUAGGAUGAUCAGAAGUCAAGAGCAAGAUGAGUUCAUUGCUGUGAGAGUUCAGGAUCCUCGCGUGCAAAACGAAGGGUCGUGGAACUCAUAUGUGGACUUCAAAAUUUUCCUUCAUACAAACAGCAAAGCAUUCACUGCCAAAACAUCCUGUGUGAGGCGGCGAUUCAGCGAGUUUGUGUGGUUGAAGAAAAAACUGCAAAAGUAUGCUGGUCUAGUACCUGUUCCUGAUCUGCCGAAAAAGACUUUCUUCUCGUUUAUUAAUGAUGAAUUAAUUGAAAGGAGGAGAAAAGGUCUGCAGAGCUUCUUGGAUCAAGUGCUCCACAUGACGGUAUGCCUGUCAGAUAGCCAGCUCCAUCUUUUCCUGCAGACUCAGCUUCCUGUCAAGCACAUUGAGGAUUGUGUGCAGGGUCACACCCCUUACACUGUUACUGAAGCCAUUCUGACUUAUGCUUCCUCUAACCGUGGCUGGGUGCAGGAGGAAGGGGAUGUGGACGAGACCCAAAAAUUAUGGCCCACCACUCUUCCAUAUGAAUCUGUAGAGAGCCCUGCUCCUCAUCUUCCUUCAUUACAAAGUCCAGGAGCCACUUCCAGUGGGCCUCUAAAUGAACUUACAGAUGUUUCAGACUCUGAGUCGAGACUGAGUGAUGCAGAACAGUCUGCACUUGACCUGAAGCACGGAAUCGGCCAUGAGCAGCUGCCUCAAGAGGGAGAGAGUUACAUUAAACUAGUAGUUGAAGUCCACCCAAACCUUGUUGUUUCUGUAGAAACUGAGGAAGAGGACGGAAACAUCAGCUCAAAAGAAAAGCAAAGGCUUGAUGAAGAUGCCAAGGAUCUACAAAGUUAUGAUUGUAAAUAUCUAGCUCCACAGAUAGCCAGACUCAUUGAAGAUGAGCUUCAGCAAGGAGAUGCCCACAAUGAAGAAGAUCUUGAUCAAGAAAAGUCUGUUGCCGAAGACUCAUUUGAAGUUACCUCAGUAGACGAAGUCAUCGAGAAAAAGAUUGAUGAUAUCAAUGAAGCGAAGAAGGGAAGUCAAGAUGUUGGACUUGAACUGGAUAGCACUGUGAGACAAACCCCUGACAAGGUCCUUCAUGAAGAAGAUCCCGGAGAAAGGAUCCAUAAAAAUGAAGUUACUAUUAAUCUCAGUGCUGAUGCUGAGAAGGUACUUGAAACCGCAGAAGAUGUUGCGCUCAAUGAUGCUUGUGAGGAGAACACACCAGAUACUGAAGAUCAAGAUAAAGCUGAGAUAACAGAGGAGCAUGUGGUCCAAGAGAAUGGAGUCAGUGAUGACAAUGCUGUUGCUCGGGAAGAGGCCAUAAAUGAAAAUGAGGUGCAUGUUGGCGAAGUGAACAAGCUCAAUGCAAAAUGUCUUCAACCUUGCAGUGCCCUUUUGAUACUUGAGGGCACUAAGGAAGCGGUGAGCAUGCAAACGGCCCCCGAGACUGUCAGUAACCUCAAUGCCAAUACUGCUGAUGUCAACACACUUGUUUUACAAGCCAUAGAGAUGGACUCAAAGCAAUGUCACGAGAUGGACAGUCCUCCUAUCAUCACUACACACCAAACAGAUACUAAUUCCCAUGGGAAUUAGUACAGUCAUAGAUUAGACAGAGUUACAUAGAUGGACUCCCUUCAGCUCAUUCCCAGUCAACAUCCAAGACGUCUUUCUACUGUGUGAAUGAGUGCAUGUAACUGUUCUCAGCAUUGAUCCACUGUUAACGUGUUCAGUUACAGACUAGAUACACUGAAUGAUUAGACCGAGCUGUAGUUUUUCCCCUACAAACAAUGUGAACAAACACAGAUAAUGCACUGACUAAUGUGCCAUUCAGGAUUGUGAGCAAAUUGCACAUGCAGCGAAUAGUUAUAAAUCCAUGGUAGCAGGCGAGAAAAAGCAGUGUACAUCACUGUGGCACCUUGAUUCUAAUAUUCACCAUCCUUAAUCAAAAUAUUUCUGUAUUUGUAUGAUUUUAGCAAAAGGAAAUACCCCAUAUGACAUGUUGUUGAUCUAUUUUAGCAAAACCAGAUUUUAACGGGCACUUCCUUUUUCUCCCAACUGUAAAACCAUGUUGCUCUCACAUGUUUGCUCUACUGGAACUUUGGGUAAUUUAAAGGGUUAGUUCACCCAGAGACGAAAAUUAGGCUACAUUUUACUCACCCCUGAUGCAUCCUAGCUGUAUAUGGCUUUUUUUUUUCUGUCGAAUCCAGUUGGAGUUAUAUAAAAAAUUGUCUUUGA
Messenger RNA from Carassius carassius (crucian carp), 2537 nucleotides. RefSeq lists its product as uncharacterized. NCBI's taxonomy places the organism in Eukaryota, Metazoa, Chordata, Actinopteri, Cypriniformes, Cyprinidae. The coding region runs from base 315 to 1895 and encodes 526 amino acids. The transcript has 7 exons. Gene Ontology annotation, biological process: intracellular protein transport. The record is from RefSeq and is a predicted model, not a curated record. Gene Ontology annotation, molecular function: phosphatidylinositol binding.